AUGCGUCAUGCAAAUGAACAUCGACAAGAAUUAGUCAAACAGAUGGAUGAAAAUGUUAUUUAUUUUUAUGAUCAACUAAGACAGAAUUUCGAUGAACAAAUGGAAAAAUCUUCUGAUCAUCCAUUGAUGAAACAGAUUGAUCAAUGGGAAGAAAAUUCUAUUGAAAAAAUUCAUCAAAUAGCCAAUGAUGCUCGAAAACAAUUAUUAAAUAUAAUUGAGAAACAUAUGGACAAAUUUAAGAACGAUUUAGAAUAUCUUAGACAAGAGUUAAAGAAAGCUCGUGAUGAUGAGCAUUUUUUUGAAAAUGAUUUGAACAAAUGGAUGAUAAAACUCAAUGAAUUAAAAAAUGAUUUAAUAAUACCACAAACAAUUAAUAUUAAUUAUGAUAACAAUACAACUCCAUUUAUAUCGAAAAUAAUUAUCAAAGAAACAACAGAUAUGCUAAAUGAACGCUUUGAACAAUCUUUUGGUGAUAUAAUUAUUUCAGAUAAUGGUACAAUUGCUACUCACAAUACAAGUUCUUAUUAUGCAUCAGUACGUGGCAAAUGUGAAUAUACAUCAGGAAAACAUCAAAUUCGUUUUCAAAUUAAGCAUUUAAGUAACGAAAGUUGGGCUUUUUUUGGAAUUUGCUAUAAAGAUACGACUGCUACAGGAUGCGGUUCAAUAGGCAAAACGGGUUAUGGCUUCUCCGGACAAGAUAAUGUAUGGCAUCAUGGUUCUUCCAAGAAAGAAUUUAACGGUUAUAAAAGCGAAUUUGAAAUCAAUGAUAUUAUUGAAUUACUUAUUAACUGUGAUCAACGAACAAUAAGUUUAACAAAUCAACGAACGCAUAAAACACAUAGUUUAGACGUUGAUAUCACAAAUUGUCCUUUACCAUGGAAAUUGACUGUUGGAUUUUAUUUUUCACCUGGUGAUUCUAUUUGUAUCUUGAAUUAA
Molecule: messenger RNA, 936 nt
Organism: Rotaria sp. Silwood1
Lineage: Eukaryota; Metazoa; Rotifera; Eurotatoria; Philodinida; Philodinidae
Source: the annotation of a GenBank genome assembly